Molecule: messenger RNA, 1976 nt
Organism: Symphalangus syndactylus (siamang)
Lineage: Eukaryota; Metazoa; Chordata; Mammalia; Primates; Hylobatidae
Gene: CENPT
Product: centromere protein T
Biological process (GO): mitotic cell cycle; kinetochore assembly; chromosome segregation
Cellular component (GO): kinetochore
Molecular function (GO): protein heterodimerization activity; DNA binding
Source: RefSeq, a predicted model, not a curated record
GGCUGCCUCCAAAGCAGCUGGAGUUGGCAACCAUCACUGUCCACCCCGCGAGCUGCGAUAGUGCGAGAACUACAAUUCCCGUGGGGCUUUGCGGGAGCAUCGCGAGAGUUACCUUAACUGUGGCGGCGGGACGGCGGACCCUGCAGCUGGCUGGGCGGUUAGGAGGGCCCGGGCCGGAGACGAUGGCUGACAACAACCCUGACAGCGACCCCACGCCGCGCACGCUGCUGCGACGCGUGCUGGAUACAGCGGACCCGCGCACCCCGCGGCGACCCCGGAGUGCUCGGGCUGGAGCCCAGAGAGCCCUGCUUGAAAUGGCUUCCUCCAGGAGGUUGAGUGGCCAAACAAGUACGAUAGCCAGAGGGCGUUCCCGUGGAGCCAGGUCUAUUGGCAGAUCGGCCCAUGUUCAGGCCAGUGGGCACUUGGAGGAACAGACACCUCGGACGCUGCUGAAGAACAUCCUACUAACUGCCCCGGAAUCUUCCAUCCUGAUGCCCAAGUCAGUAGUGAAGCCAGUGCCAGCACCGCAGGUGGUCCAACCCUCCAGACGAGAGAGCAGUUGUGGCAGCCUGGAGCUGCAACUUCCUGAGCUCGAGCCCCCCACAACCCUGGCUCCAGGUCUGCUGGUCCCUGGCAGGAGGAAACAGAGGCUGAGACUGUCGAUGUUUCAGCAGGGAGUGGACCAGGGGCUGUCUCUCUCCCAAGAGUCCCAAGGGAAUGCUGAUGCCUCUUCCCUCACCAGAUCCCUCAACCUGACCUUUGCCACACCUCUUCAGCCACAGUCAGUGCAGAGACCUGGCUUGGCCCGCAGACCUCCUGCCCGCCGAGCUGUAGAUGUGGGUGCCUUUUUGCGGGAUCUGCGAGAUACUUCCCUGGCUCCUCCAAACAUUGUGUUGGAGGACACCCAGCCGUUCUCUCAGCCCACGGUUGGCUCCCACGACGUGUAUCACUCCCUGCCCUGCAUGCCUUACACUGGGGCUGAAGACGCUGAGCGGGCUGCCGGUCGCAAGACACAGAGCAGUGGGCCUGGGCUGCAGAACAAUAGCCCUGGGAAACCAGCCCAGUUUCUGGCAGGAGAGGCAGAGGUCGACGCCUUUGCUCUGAGCUUCCCGAGCACCAGCAGUGGUGUCUCUGGAGAAGAUGAAGUAGACCCCUUACACGAUGGAGUUGAAGAGGCAGAGAAGAAGAUGGAAGAAGAAGGUGUGAGUGUGAGUGAAAUGGAGGCAACAGGAGCACAAGGACCCAGCAGGAUAGAAGAGGCCGAGGGACACACAGAGGUGACAGAAGCAGAGGGAUCCCAGGGGACUGCUGAGGCCAAGGGGCCAGGAGCAUCUUCAGGGGAUGAGGAUGCCUCUGGCAGGGAAGCAAGUCCAGAGUCGGCCUCCAGCACCCCUGAGUCUCUCCAGGCCAGGCGACAUCAUCGGUUUCUUGAGCCAGCCCCAACGCCUGGUGCUGCAGUCUUAUCUUCAGAGCCUGCAGAGCCUCUGUUGGUCAGGCAUCCCCCUAGGCCCCGGACCACUGGCCCCAGGGCCCGGCAAGAUCCCCACAAGGCUGGACUGAGCCACUAUGUGAAACUCUUUAGCUUCUAUGCCAAGAUGCCCAUGGAGAGGAAGGCUCUUGAGAUGGUGGAGAAGUGCCUAGAUAAAUAUUUCCAGCAUCUUUGUGACGACCUGGAGGUAUUUGCUGCUCAUGCUGGCCGCAAGACUGUGAAGCCAGAGGACUUGGAGCUGCUGAUGCGGCGGCAGGGCCUGGUCACCGACCAAGUCUCACUGCACGUGCUAGUGGAGCGGCACCUGCCCCUGGAGUACCGGCAGCUGCUCAUUCCCUGUGCGUACAGUGGCAACUCUGUCUUCCCUGCCCAGUAGUGGCCAGGCUUCAACACUUUCCCUGUCCCCACCUGGGGCCUCUUGCCCCCCACAUAUUUCUCCAGGUCUCCUCCCCACCCCCCCAGCAUCAAUAAAGUGUCAUAAACAGAA